Messenger RNA from Hibiscus syriacus, 576 nucleotides. Its product is annotated as 60S ribosomal protein L23-like. Gene Ontology annotation, biological process: translation. Lineage: Eukaryota; Viridiplantae; Streptophyta; Magnoliopsida; Malvales; Malvaceae. Gene Ontology annotation, molecular function: structural constituent of ribosome; large ribosomal subunit rRNA binding. Gene Ontology annotation, cellular component: cytosolic large ribosomal subunit; ribosome. Bases 121 to 480 code for a protein of 119 amino acids. The record is from RefSeq and is a predicted model, not a curated record. The transcript is spliced from 3 exons.
AAAAACCGCAUAUAUUUUCGGAAAACCUUAGCUUUCACUCAUUGUUUCUCUUCAGCCGUCGAAAAUGUCGAAGCGAGUUUCCGACUAGGACGCGGAAGAUCAGCUGUAAACAAGUUUAGGAUGUCACUGGGUUUACCGGUGGCAGUCACCGUGAACUGUGCCGAUAACACUGGUGCUAAAAACGUCUACAUCAUAUCGGUGAAAGGAAUCAAGGGCCGCCUUAACCGCUUGCCAUCAGCCUGUGUUGGAGACAUGGUGAUGGGUACUGUCAAGAAAGGGAAGCCUGAUCUGAGGAAGAAGGUGUUGCCUGCCGUCAUCGUGAGGCAGCGCAAGCCCUGGCGCCGAAAGGAUGGUGUUUACAUGUACUUUGAAUAUAAUGCCGGUGUCAUUGUGAAUCCAAAGGGAGAAACUGGUCCGAUCGGAAAGGAGAGUGCUGAUUUAUGGCCAAGGAUUGUAAGUGCAGCCAAUGCCGUUGUAUAGAGAUUUUGCUUCUCCGAAUUACAUAGUUUGAAAUCUAGUUGAAUUCGAACCGAAUUUGGAUAACUUGUUACCUUAAUCGAUGAAGAAUUUGUUUGA